Porites lobata is the source of this 11166-nucleotide messenger RNA. Lineage: Eukaryota; Metazoa; Cnidaria; Anthozoa; Scleractinia; Poritidae. The record is from the annotation of a GenBank genome assembly.
CUCCAAUCCGUAGUUUGAAUUGUGUUCUCGGAUGACUGAACUUCAAGCUGCCGUGGAAAGUUUGCAACAAGGGCCUUGACGCAUGCGUGGGAAAAUAUUUAUAUCGCGCUUUGGGCGACUUGUCGAUCAAACGAUAUUUACUCAAGUGAGAUCAAAUUUCAGCAAGUUUGAGAUUACAUUUCAGAGGAAAUGGCCUUCAGUGUGGGUCAGAAAUGUGGACAUCUCGUAGCCAUUGCCUUCGUUCUGCUGUAUGUAACUUCGACAGCUGUGUCGUGUCCACAAGGCUGUGAAUGCUUUCACGACAGAGAUGGUUAUAACGCGGAGUGUUAUGGUCAAAGCAGCUUGACGAGUAUUCCGGCCGGUCUACCUGCUGAUACAGCCAUACUGUGAGUUAGUUUACUAUUUGGUUUAUUUGUUCUUCGGGGUUUUGAAAACCGUCUUGUUAUCAGCUCAUAAAAUUUUGGCACCUAUCACUGAGGGUUUGUUAUUUCUCAACAUUAUGGCGAGGAGCGAAGAUAGCGAGAGUUUGUCAAAUCCCGCAAAGCUAUAAAUACAAUUACCAACCAAAGCUUAGUCAAUUUCGAAGCUCUUCACAGCGCUGACUUGUCAAAAGAGAUAAAAGUGACAUUUACGUUUCGGUUUAAGACUAGGGCAGUGAAUAUGUCUUAACAGUUGAAAGUGAAAAUUUUGUCAACUGACUAAGGAGACGUUCUUUGCGUUCAAGCUGUGUUCAAAUAAUUUUCUUAACACUUGUCGGGCAUACUUACAUGUGACUUGCAAUGGACUGAAAAGAAUUCCGAAAGUAAGCAAAGCAUAUUCAGUAUUCAUUUCUCUUGGUAAACAUAUACCCGUCUUGACAGAUUAUUAAUCUUUUGUCAGAAACCGAUUUUUCCCAGUUUUUCGCGAGAGGUAAUUAAAAUUAACAAGGGCGACAUUCAUCACUAUACCGGUUGCUUACGAGAUGCUCAGAGAGACUUGAAAGCCGAAAGUAUGAUGAAUGAGAUCGAUGCCUUAAAAAAAUUUGAAGUUAUCUUAGUUUCCGCUUCUUUUUAUAUGCUUAAUAUUUGUUGAAUGUUGUGAAACGCCAACAAAGUACAAAAUACUAAACACGUUUUUUUGAAAUUCAUGAAUGUAAUAGUUAAGAUUUUUAAGGAGUCAAGAGUACGUAUUGGUCUUCUAUUGAAUUUUAACCAUAUAAAGCUGUUUAAAAAAGAACCUCCAUAAUAAACGUGGAGUUUUUAAGACACUAACUAUAUUUUUUUCAACUUUUUAGGACGCUGUACAACACAGGACUCUCGAAUAUUCCCCAAAAUGCCUUCCAGGGAUUGUCUAAUCUGAAAGAAAUGUGAGUAAUCUGAAUGUAAAUUUUCUUGUAUUGUUGUGCAACACCUUUUGCUUGAUUACCUGUGCAUAUUAUUACGGAAACCACUUAUUUGAACGAGAACAAAACAGCUUCCUCGGCCAAGAGAAAUGAAACACACAACCGUACAAAGUUUUUACAAAACCAAGGAAAAUAUAAUUGUAUUACGCCGGAAAUCGGCAUUUUGGGAUGGAUAAUCCGCAAAGCCAGCAGCAGAUAUAUAACGGACGGCAUUUAUUGCAUUUUUUGUUAACAUCCUAGGGCUAGAAUAAUGGGCACAUUUUAUGUUAUUUUCGACCUAUUCUGCCAAUGUUAUCUUUCAUUAUAGUGAAUAGACGAAGCAAAGAGUCCAAAUGAAUUGUUGUUUCCGGUUUUGUAUAGAUUUUCUUCCGUAAAAUGACGCUUGAAGCAUUGAAGCUCAGUUUUAUCCGCUUGAAGUCACUAGUUAUUCCAGUAAAAACGAGGCCCUUAACUUAACUUAAAAAGGCUUUUAAAGAGUCUCAGCGCACAGACCUGGAAAUCUUUAUUUGAGGUAAAAGGCAGUAUAUCGCGUGAAUCUUCCAAGUACUUUUUACAUUUAAUUUCUGCUUAUCUGUUUUCUGAGGUCUGUGGGAUGUUAACAGGGAAGCCAAUACAAGUGGAAUGAAAUUGCUUCUUGGCAGACGGCCGUAUUAAUAAAAUUCAAAACAAAUCUCACUUUUACUUGGUGCAGUCCACCAAAUGCGAUCGAUCUACAAAAAAACUCUAGCCAAGACUUUAAUAACAGUGAAACGCCUUACAUCGAAGAAACGAGGAGACAACUUUUGCCUUCGCAAUUCAGUUUAUACUGUACCAUUAAGUUAACCGUCUUUAUCAUGUUUGACCAACUUUAUAAGUCAACAAAGACUGUUACGUCUAUCUCUAAAAUCCAAUCUUCCAGCUGAUAACUAGUUUAGUGAAAACACUUCGUUUGUUUGACAUAUAGCCAAAGCUGUGUACCAUCAUGUUAUUGUAUUUUCCUCCUUGUGGAAUGCCAUUAAAACUAAAACCGUAAACAAAUGGUAAGUGCACCCGUAGCUUGACUAGCUUUUAGCACUUCAUUCAGCGCAAUUUUCGGACAAUCUGUCGGCGUUUAUGAAGUUUCGCGAACAUUUAUUUGCUCUCUGCGCUUCUUAAUGAAAAAUAUGCCAUAAGGAUUAGAACUCCAUUAAGCCGGCAUGCCUUAAGGCUGGGACGCAGUCAGUUGAAUACUUGGAAGAGAGUGAAAGUUAGACAAUAUUUGUAAAGCGAAAUAAACUGUCAGAUUUCUUCCAUGAAAACCUAUAUCGGUGAAAAUGUGUGUAAACAUGGGAUAAAAGCGCCUCAUGUCAGGUAAAACAUCUUUAUUAUGCCAAGAAAAAAGGUUGCUUGGACAGGUCAAACUUGAACAAUAAACUAUUAAACUCAGGAAUGUACACGCUAAAAAGUGAAGCGAUAUUAAAACAGAGGCUUCAGGGGGGUUCGAUUUUAGAAUUCUUUGAGCACUUCAUAUCUCUUUUCAGAGUCGUACACAUCUAUGUUUAUCAGUACAUUCUAGCAAGACGAGCUCUUAAUCAAGCGAGCAAAUAUCUUUACCAUAUAUACGCAUUUACCACUUAAGGACGGAAAUUGGCUGUCUUGUAGAUAUGCAAAUGAAGAAGUUUGGUUUAGGAACCCUUCCACAAGAAUGUCAGCCAACAGAUUAUGGUCAUUACUGUCUUUUAUAUUGGUCUAUCUACAAAUCGAAUGUAAAAAAUUAACACGACAAUUACCCAGUACUAUUGCAUAUAACUCUCCCCAAUAUCGAGAUCAAUCUUUAUCAAUCUUUUAUUUUGCUCUGUAUUAUAUGUUACAACGAAAAUUGAAACCAUUUCCAGUAUUCUAGAAAGAUAGAAUUCUCAUUGAUGCAUAUGUGAUUAAACGAUACAUUCGAUAUUGAUUGGUGUGUUUUAAUUUCAGUUUAAAACUUAAUCGCAAAGGAUAUUAGACCUUGUAGAAAACAAAUUUUAAAAAACUGUAAAGACAUUUCCAGAAUCUCUUGUCUCUCUUCCUUUAAUAUUUGUCCCAGUUUGUCCAAUUUUGUACAUACUUAAAGAAAACAUUUUUAAUGAACUUUAUCUGAACUCUAAAAAUACGAUGUUUCCUGACAACUAAAAUGCAACAUUUGACAAAGUCGUUGCCAUCUAGUGGAUUGAAAAUAAAACAUAUUAAUUUCCCACUCCAUCUUAAUCAGAGAAAACGCUAUUCGAAAGACUUUUUUUUGAAAGGCUCCUUCUCAAAACGCUUUGGUUUGGAGGCAAGCCGAAAUCUUUGUACUGAAGUUCCUUGGACUGGUGGUCAUCGAGAUCUGCUACAAUAAAAAGCAGUUUUGAAUACUUUACCGAAAGCUGGGAACGUUAGAUGACCACACAACUCGCGAUGAGCGUUUUCACAAUGUCUGAUGACUAUGUAGAGAACAAAACAUGUAAUUAAGAUGUGUGGAAUUUUUGGGAUAUCAAACUUUGCUUGUAUUGAAAAUGCGAGGUCUGCCUAAUGCAUUUACUUAAGUUUCUAACUGUAACGAACACACAGUUUUCAAUAAAGAUUUUGAAAACUUCAUGUCAACCUGUAUGACUAUUAUAAAUACGAUAACGUAAUUUUGCUCGACAAUUAGAGAAAAUGAACGAAAGAAGAGUUUCGGCUGAACUGAGAAAGGUUUUUUUGUGUGAGAAUUUCAACAAAUUCAACUGAUACAAAUGUACAGAGCUUUGCGCUUCAUUAGAAAUUUUGUUGUGUUUCGCAUAUGGUGUCUGAAGAUGUGAAUUAAGGUUUGAAGUUUUCUUACAUCAAAACAAUCAGUAAACCUCUUCUUCAAACCUUUUUACGUGCAAGAGGAUCCGAAUCUAUAUUCGCUUCAGUCAUGUCCAUCCUAAACGUUCAUUAACUCUGGAGCCAAUAGACUAUUAAAAAAACAUCGAAAAUUUUGAAAGCUUUUUGAAAACUUUUUAAAAUAAUCCAGUUUGAGGUUAUGUUCAUGAUGACACCGUAAUAGGCACAGUUGGUUGGUGCGCGACCUUCUGUGCGGGAAGUCCCGAGUCCUAUUAAUCCCCAGGGUGGUGACCUCGAAUCCUUGUUUCGUCUGCAGUGCUUCUUUCCUUUCCAUGUAACUUUAAGUAGGUUAAGAUACUCGUAAAACGGUGCACUGGUGGAGAGCGCAACGUUCAAGCCAUAGGUUUGUCAGUCAAAUGACUGACUGUUCUGUUACGAGUUUAAUACCAACUUAGAACCUGUGACAGGCUCCAUCUGUUUUGCGUUUAAAAGUUACGCGUAGGAGACGGUUGUUUUCUUCGAAUAGAUCCGUUAAUUUACUAGCGUUAUAGUGCUAAAUAUGUUUUGUGGAUUGUAUACAGAAUGAAACCCGAGGGAAACUUUUUCGAGAGCCACCUUCGGCCGUUGAGCUGAAAGGGAUGUUUGCAGGGUUAACCGUGAUGCCGUGUUUUAAAUUUCUAUUUACAGAAACAUACGAUCAAAUCCUUUAACAAGCAUAGCUGGGAAUGCGUUCCAGGGCGUCACAAAACUCAACAAACUGUAAGUAGUUGUAUUCAUGUCUAACUUCAGUUUCUCAUGCACCAAAGUUUUAAUUUGUUAAACGUCUUAAACCUAUAACCACAUUCUUUUGUAGAAUUUUGUCUCUGAACAAUUUAAGUCAAGUUACUGCAGACUCUUUCAAAGGACUAACAGCAGUUACAAAAAUGUAAGUAAUCUUCGAUUCCCUGUCCAUAACAGUAAAGUUUUUGCCUUAGUGGUGACAUCUAUUUUACUUUUGUGUUAACACAAGUGACUCACGAUCAAUCAAAAGGGAAGUUUGUCUUUUGUGUACAGCUUUUAGGGUCAAGCAUGCAUAUAUGCCUUUUGUUUCACCGACCAAGUUAGCUUUAAUGCAACGCUUUUGCAUUUUACUUUCUUUCAACGCUGGGCCACAUUGAAGUCAACAUUUUUUAUCCUUAAUUUUUACACACUAAAAAUAAAGCUUCUUUUUGUAGCGUUUGUGUGGGCCACCCGCUUAGGCUGACCAUGGGCGAACACCAAUUUGAGAAAUUGCACUGAUGUCUGUUUAUUAAAAGAAAAAUCGCGCCUAACUUCUUUGUGCGAAAUAGGUUAAAUCCGUGCUGCCGGGAGGGUUCACGUUAUCGGACUAAAAAUUCUGGUCAUGGCCUUUUAGUUAUAGCUUUUUUGAAAUCAGUAUAAUCUAUCUUAACCUUAACAGUGAAAUGACUAAAAAUGGUGAUCACACCUUUGGUACAGCGCGAUGCGCCGUUACUAAACGUUCAUAGCCAAUUUAAGGUAUUUUUUUUUCUGUUUGAUUUAGGUAUUUAGAGUACAACGAUUUUGCCAUGUUUCCAGAUGGAUUGUUUGAAGACACUUUUUCUCUUCAAUAUCUGUAAGUCCAACUACGAAGACCUAACAACCGCGAUAAAAAAUAUGUUAAAGAGAACAUCGAGGAAAAUUGUCAAAAAGAAAUUAGAAAUUUUACGUAUCAUUGUAUCUAUACCACUUCUUUACACUCCGAUUCAAGAGUGGAGGUAUAAAAUUUGUGACAAUGAAAUAAAGGCUACAAAGCAAUGCCCUUAGUUGCUUCAUGUUAUUUACAAGAAGGUUUCUUAAUCAUCGUUUUUCUUCCUAUUUGUAGGAAAAUUGGUAACAACAAGCUUACUGCAAUAUCUGCCAACCUCUUCAACAAACUUAGCAAUUUGGUGCUAUUGUAAGUAGUCCUGUAUUGGAGUGGAAAAUCAUUAAAUCAGUAAUUUAAUUUUUUUAUUUUUGUCGACUGCUAGAUAAUGAUUUAUUCGCUUAAUAAGUAUGGCUAAGUAGAAGAUGAACAUAACGAACGCUUUUUACUAACAAAUCGAAUUAUGUCUUCAUUUAGGUCUUUAUCGAACAACAAGAUAUCAAGCGUCAGCCCAGAGUCUUUCUCUUCUAUGAAGUCAAAUCUUACACACUUGUAAGUAUCAGGUCAAUUCUGUUUUUUGCAUUUUUUUUUUACUCAAAUUAGAGUACCACGAGUUGAAUUUUCCCUUGGAACUGUUUUUAUUUUUCAGGAAUCUAGACAACAAUCAUUUAAACAAAUUUCCAGUAGAAUCGCUUGAGAAUUUAACCGCCUUGUCUGAGCUGUAAGUAAAGUUUUAAAGCUGGGGCUUUUCUUGUAUCAUUUUAUCCCUCAAUAAAGACGAUUCUAGUUGUCUAGUUGUUUAUUUCUUAAAAAGAGUAUCAUUUGCCAGCAUUAAAUAAAUCACUGCUUAAUCCACAAGUUAUGGUCGCGAGAAUAAGGAAAAUAUAAUCACCGCAGUCAACAGUGUCUCAUUCUAAAUUUCUGAAUUUUAAUCUAAGAGCCAUCGCUAUUAAAAAUCAGUUUCAGUUCUGGACAGUGCUUCAGGCACCUGGAGCAAAUUUAACAAAUUUGCCGACAAAGUUUUAAAGUAGUUUAUGUAGCACUAACUCUUUGUGUCAUUCGUCAUGGCAUCUUAAGCUUUCCGAUUGUAUCGAAGUCUUCGCACUUAGGGGGAAAGGAUUUUAAAAUAACUUUGUGAUCAGUCUGUAUUUCUGUGUACCUAACUCCUCUUACACGUGAGAGUUCUAGGGCGCCCCUAAUGAGCGGAAACGAUAAAAAAGCCCAUAUUCUAAUGCCAGAAUUUUGUAUAGACUUAUAAAGAUUGUUGAAGUAAUUUUGUUAAUUCAGGCAGCGUGAAGCCUUAAACGAAAGACAGUGAUCUAUAUAAACGUCAGUUUCUCCAGACGAACUAUAUCACAUUUUUAUUGGGAAAUUGUUGUCGCCAUUUUUCCACAGCCGUUUGGCUUCCAAUGCGUUCUAUACCAUUCCACAAGAAGCCGUAACAAUAUUUGACAAGAUAGCUGCCAAAGUUCGUGGGCAUAUGUGAGUAUUGUAAUUGUUAUGAAAUGAGAAUACGGCAUUUCUUCUUGUAAUCAAAGCUCAUUUAGUAAUCCGUCAAUACAACUGUAUUAAGCGUCAAUAAAAGCACUCUGAAAAAUAAAAUUCAGAAGCACUCUUUUUGAAAUGGAACUCCCUAGAGUUGAUAAGUUGAGAGGUCUUCUAGCCACUUAGGUUCCAAAACUGAAUAGGAAGAAAAAACAAGUCAUUAGAGGCCCAUAGCAUUCGAAUUCACAAAAGUUCCUCUCACUGAAUAGUCCAUUUUCGAGUUCGCUGUGACCGCUGAAUGAAAGAAGUGAAGACGCAUUUUUUACAGCCUUAGCCUCCAUCUGAAGUAAUAUAUUCACAAAUUCCAAUGAGAAAAAGACCUGUUUAUUACUCUGUCUAUUGUGUAUAUUCAAAUUUCAAACACUUACUUGCCAGAAUUUCUGAAUAUUUUACUUUACGUCGAGGCUAACCCUGUAUGAAUGUGUCCUAAAUGUUUGUAUUCAGCGGUAAUUUUUAAUUCGAAACGGGACUAUUCAAACUAACCUUUUUUGUUCCCGUUUUUUUUUUUUUUUUCAGUUGGAUUGCCAACAACCCCUUGGUGUGCACUAAGGAACUUAAAUGGCUCCAAACGUGGAUGAUAAGCCAUCCUACAGUUGUUAAAGAUUUGAACGAAGUCACAUGUCAAACACCUUACGGGAACCGUAGUAAAGUAUUUGAUUUCGACUUCAGUAUUUUGGGUAAGCACUCUUGCACUUAAGGGUUUUCAUUGAUUUGCGUUAAAAUGGAGUAUAGCCAGUGUUUAACAAAGCUACGUUUCUCAGACAAAGCUCGAUUUCCGCCGGUUUCCCGGGCCCAGUCUUGCCGAAUGUUCCACCCACCUAAGGGAAGGAGCGCCCCGAGCAGCGGCUGGUAAACGAGCCCAGUGGCAGGCGUGUCCAUAGUAAAUUCGCGUAUGCUGUGCUUUCGUUUUCCACCGUUUUAGACUAGCAGUCUUCUCUUAACCAAUCAAAAAUGAAAUGCAGGGUGAUUUGGCCCUAAUAAAGUAUGACACAGGGAUAGCCAUCCUUUAAUGCAUCACAGCCAAUCAUGAGAAAUAUCCCUAGUUAAGUUCUGUUUUAUCAUCCAGAGUUGCAAGCUCGAGGCAUGUUCAGCACGGUUACUGAACAUGUGACUUCCUCCGUUAAACAAACGAAAAACAGCACUAACGUCUUUUUAAUGCUGGAAAUUCACAGAUGGCUGGACAAUAGGAAACUUAAAGAGUUCUACGAUGUCAUCAACUGUAACAUCAACUACGCCACCAACUUCCACAGCAGAAACAACACCACCGUCUACAUCAUACACAACAACAGUGCCUACUACGGCAACCACGUCAUCGUCUUCACCACCAAGUACCACAGAUGUACCUACAACAAUUACGUCAGUGCCUACGUCAUCAAGUACAGAAUCUACUACGUCAUCAUCUACAUCACCAAAUACCACAGAAGCAACUACAGUUGCCACAACAGCAUCUACGUCAUCAACUGCAGAAUCCACUACGUCAUCAUCUGCACCAACAACAACCACAGAAACAACUACAGUUGCUACAACAGCAUCUACGUCAUCAGAGUCCGCCACGUCAUCGUCUACAUUAUCAAAUACUACAGAAACUCCGACUACCACGGCGGCGAAAACGGCAUCCAGCACGAUAUUCAUGACAUUCUCUACGCCAUCAGGAUCAGAUACUAGUUCCACAGCCACAGAGAAAAAAUCGGCGACAGCGUCCAAUUCAACGCCUGUUUCAAAAACGCCAAAUACAAACACUAAUGGUCUUUCCAAGAGUUUUAGCCCUGGAUCAGAUAUUGGUACUUCAACAGAAUCAUUUGAAAAAGGUAAAAAGGCAGUUAUUUAAGACUAAAGAAGUUUGUAAUAUCGGGUGCAAAAUAUCAACUCGCGGCCUAUCAUCAGAUAUUGGAACACGGAACAAAGGAAGCUUGAGUGGCUUACAAGUCAAAUCAAACAACAUAUGUCCUACGUAUGAAAAAGGGAAAGAUAGAUUCGGGUGUCAAUCGAGCCAAUCGUGAUAUGUUCUUGUAUUAUUUUAAUUGGCAAGAGCAGAAUUUCUUGUAGGUUUUUUACCAUGAUUUCUUUCUUUCUCUGUUUUUUUUACUGUUCUGAUCAAUACAAAAUGGGAACUGAAAAUAUGAUACAACCCUUUUCACUUACUUUUAACUUACAAUUUAGCAUUUUCCCUUAUUUUUAUUUGUUUAUUUUUCAGAAAGAGCAGAAUCUAACGAAAAGUUCUUCUCUAGAAAUCAAGAAGUCAUUCUCUCUGCUUCGCUUGUUGGCUUUUGUCUAAUUGUUAUCGUGGGUGUUAUGCUUUAUUUGUUCAAAAGAAGGGUACUGUUACGACAAAAAACGUAAGUUAUUUUAGCUGAUAUUCUACUGUAAGGGCCGAUUCAGAAGCCGUACUAUCGAAUUCAAAUUUAGCCAGGUCCAGGGGCGGAUCUAGGGGAAGGGUGCAGGGGGUGCGCACCCCCCCUCCCUUAGAUGACCUGCGGUUUUCUAAUACAACUGGUAUUCUGAAAAAAAAAACUGUGGUUUAUUGGUGUUGAAGUAGAGCAAGAGACGAGUGCACCCCCUCCUCAAAAAAAUCCUGGAUCCGCCCCUGAGGUCGCAGGUACUAGUCAGGCGCCGAUCUUUCAUUCCACACGAAGUAAAUUCAAACUGGAAAAUCGCACAUUUUGGUAAGGUUACCGUACACAGUUAGUAUAGAAAUGUCAUUAGCAACGAUACUGACAACGAGGAAGCCGUACAAGUGCGUUAUGCUGUGAGGUUUACUAAAACGACAGGACAGAAGCGGCGACAGCAGGCAAAGGGAAAAACAUCUGUCCUCGUCUGUCUCUGCUAUUUCAGUCAUGAUUUUCUUUUACAGUUUGAGCAAUCAGGUACAGGUCGGCACUUAAGUAUAAAACCGCUUUUAAUUCCAAAGCUCAUUUGCAAAGCAACUGAGUUUUUUUCAUUGACAAACUUGGCCACGAAAGGUCACCUUCAUCCUCGGAGACCCAGGGGCAAAUAGUGGGGGCGAGGGAAAGUCUAAACGGUUGGAAAAAUAUGGCACGAAGAAAAGUAAAAAGCGGCGAAAAGAGCCCCUGGGGACAAUGUCUUACCAGACCAGUUCCAAACGGUCGCCGCCGUUCUGGCUUCUGAUUGGGCAGAAAAACACAAAAGUUUUCUGGCACCAAUCAGAAGCUAGAACGGCGGUGACCGUUUAGAACUGGUCUGGUAAGACAUUGUUCCCAGGGGCUCUUCUCGCCGUUCUUUACUUUUCUUCAUGCCAUAUUUUUCCAACCGUUUAGACUUUCCCACGCCCCCACUAUCUGCCCCUGGGUCUCCGAGGAUAGGUCACCUUGCACCAACCUAGUUCCAGGGUUCUCUCUCUUCCUCCUUCGAGGGAGGAAGAGAGAAAAUCCUGGGAACGAGGCUGACCUUACACAUACCUCACAUGCUUCCUUUUUCUCCUUUUCUUCUAGACUUAACAUAAGACUGCCAGGAAUGAUGUACGAUCGAGUUCAUAUUGUGUAGCCUUGAAAGGAAAAAUUCGCUCUUCACCACCAAACCAUCCUACAAGGCAUGAAUCAGCCUCGUUUGGAAGUCUGAAUAAUCUCAUCAAGUCGUUUGUCACGUGUUUUGACAUCAGAAACAGAAGAUAAAGAAAAUUAAUAAGUUUACAUGUUGCAAGGACAUUGGAGAUUCAUAGUUAUGCUAUGUUCACGGAGUUCCAUAGUUAUACUAAGAACUUUUUUCCCCAGAACCCUAGUUGAGAAAGUUGAAAUAUUAUUUAUUGUACAGAAACAAACAUCGCAGUAUAAGAUUUGUUUUAGGAGCAUCUCCUUUUGAAGGAGAUGACAAACAUUAA